AAUCUCGAGUUAAAAUAAUAUUUUAUAAUACUUAUCAAUAAUAAGUCAUUAAUUUGGAUAAUUGCAAUAGGUUAUAUUCCCCAGUAUCUUAAAGGAAAAUCGAGGAUAUUAGAAGUAUCACUGGGACUGUUUUGUUAUAUAAUAUUUAUGUUAUUUGGUAUUUUUUUAUUUGUUCACAUAUCGAAAAGUAUUUUCGUGCCACCAUUUGAUAGUUUUAGUUCUUUAGUAGCUAAUACUAAAUACGACGUUAUAACUCUGAAGAAUACAACGCCAGCAACUAUAUUUAUGAGAAGCAUGAAGGAUCCAAUUCCAGAAGCAAGGAAAAUGAAACGUUUAAGUAUAGCAUCAACAAUCGAGGACAUUCAUAAAAUGGCAUGUUUCUCGAAGAAAAAGAAAUAUGCCAUAUUUCAAUCGGAUAAAAUGUAUAAAGUGAAUGGGGAUAUUCUAUGUCGUUUGAUUAAUAUUGGAGAUUCUUUUAGUAAAGCAGGGGUAGUCUCUGGAAUUGUGAGGAAUUUCAAAUAUAAAAGAACAAUCGAUCUUGGGUAAAACAAUAUCAAUAUAAAAUAAAAUAUUCUAAAUAGUGUAUACUAUCUAGUAAAUUCACUCCUGUAGAAUGAAAAUUGAGCUUGUGCAAUUUUACGAGUGAUUUUUCACUCUACGUGAUUUAGAGGGUUUGCAUUCCCUUUAGCACAUGUAGGAGUUGAAUGAUAAUGAUAAACGCUUGCGUAUCUGUUCAUUUGGUGUUUGUUAAGUGUAUAUUCAGCUUUAGAUAAUAAUUUCGUGUAUUAAUAAAUAAUUUUCUUAAACAGGUUACUUAAAUUAAUGGAAGUUGGGCUGCUGAGACUGUUAAAAAAUCGUUGGUUGAAAAACGGAAUUAAACAAAAUUACGAUGAUACUGCACCACAACCAAUUGAAAUAUAUCAAGUUUCUUUAAUAAUUGCAGUGAUGUGCUGUGGAGCGAUUAUUGCUUCUAUUAUUCUCCUGAUAGAAAAAAUUGUAUUUGUUUGUA
This is a messenger RNA of Solenopsis invicta (red fire ant), 1009 nucleotides long. RefSeq lists its product as uncharacterized. The transcript is spliced from 2 exons. Bases 148 to 546 code for a protein of 132 amino acids. The record is from RefSeq and is a predicted model, not a curated record. NCBI's taxonomy places the organism in Eukaryota, Metazoa, Arthropoda, Insecta, Hymenoptera, Formicidae.